This is a messenger RNA of Aspergillus alliaceus, 1871 nucleotides long. RefSeq names its product cytochrome P450. NCBI's taxonomy places the organism in Eukaryota, Fungi, Ascomycota, Eurotiomycetes, Eurotiales, Aspergillaceae. Gene Ontology annotation, molecular function: oxidoreductase activity, acting on paired donors, with incorporation or reduction of molecular oxygen; heme binding; iron ion binding. The coding region runs from base 179 to 1729 and encodes 516 amino acids. The record is from RefSeq and is a predicted model, not a curated record. The transcript has 3 exons.
UGGUGACAAUGCUUCGGAUGUUCAUAACUGCCGACUCCAUAUCUCGUUGGAGAAAGACUUGCCUCUAUUUCAGAGGGUUAACAAUAGAUUCGGGGGCCAUAUACAUAAUGGGCCCUCAUAGUCGUCAUACCUGUCCCUCGUCGUGAAUGUCCAUGAAUUGUCACGAAGCAAAAAUAUUAUGACAGUCGUUAGUGAGGCCCUCUCGUUUGCAGCGCCUAAGCAUGCGCUGUACAUCUUUGCCGUUCUAUUCCUACUGCAUAUCUGCAAGCUAUACCUCAACAACGGCCUGAAUCGCUAUCCUGGCCCCGUCUUGGCAAGGUUUACGGAUCUGUGGCGAUUCGUUGAUGUAUGGAAGCGGCAACCUCAUGAGACACAUAUUGCCCUGCAUCGCAAACAUGGCGAUGUUGUCCGCAUUGGGCCAAACACCCUAUCAUUCGGCAGCCCAGCUGCUGCCAAGGUGAUCUAUGGUUUGAACAAGGGGUUUACCAAAUCUGGAUUUUAUCCCGUCCAGAUGACCGUCUCCAAAGGGGAGCCGUUGCCAUCGCUGUUCUCCACUCUGGAUGAGAGGUUUCAUGCGGAGCUUCGGCGAUCAGUCAACCACGCAUUCUCGAUGAGCUCCCUGGUCCAGUAUGAGCCCUUGGUAGAUGAGACAACCCUUCUCUUCCUCGAUCAGACAGAUCGCCUCUUUGCCAGGAGGGACGCGGUGUGUGAUUUCGCACGCUGGUUGCAGUUUUUCGCCUUCGAUGUGAUCGGUAGCAUUACAUAUAGCAAGCGACAUGGCUUUAUCGAGAAGAAUGAGGACAUUGAUGGGAUUGUACAGUCCCUGGCCCGCAUUUUCAACUAUGCCGGACCGGUUGGCCAGAUGCCGUGGUUAGACAAAGUAUUCUGGAAGAACCCAAUCUUCGAUGCCAUGCAAAAAUGGGGAUUAAUGGAUAAUUCCCAUCCGGUGGCCGUCUUUGCACGCGAACGGAUGCUCGAACGCAUGUCAUCCAAGGACGUAGGGUCCCAAAAUGACCUUCUUACUAAAUUCAUGAAAGCAGGAGAGGUGCGACCCGAAUUCAUGACAGAGAAAAGGGUCCUGACCAUGGCCGUAUCCAUGGCCUUUGCCGGGUCUGAAACGACUGCGAUUAGUCUUGCGGCUGUAUUCUACUAUCUACUCAAGUCUCCAGAGUAUAUGCACCGGGUACGGGAGGAAUUAGAUGAGGCGGUUCAGAACGGUAUCGUCGAGAACCGUCCAACCGGCCUCGUCUCGUGGACGGAAUCGCAGAAGCUUCCCUUCCUUGAUGCCUGCAUCAAAGAGGCUUUCCGCAUCUUUCCCGCCGCUGGUCUUCCCCUUGAGCGUGUUACCCCUCCUUCCGGGAUCGAUAUCGCCGGUCAUUUCAUCCCAGGUGGCACGAUCGUCGGCUGUAGCCCCUGGGUGAUACAUCGCCGACAAGACAUUUUCGGCGCUGAUGCGGACAUGUACAAUCCAGACCGGUGGCUGCGAGCCUCUGAGGAACAGCUAAGAAUUAUGAAUGGAAUGAUGCUCCAGUUCGGUGCUGGUGCGAGGACGUGCAUUGGGAAGAAUAUUUCACUGAUGGAGAUAUAUAAGUUAAUCCCAAGUUUCCUCCGACGAUUUGAUGUGAGAUUGGCUUCCCCCGAUCAGGAGUGGAAACUCUGGAACGCUUGGUUCGUGCGUCAGUACAAUUUUAAGACUAUCUUCACCCCGAGGAAGGUCGAGUUAUUGUAACCAUUCCAUACUCUGAGCAUGCAUCUUUUGGAAGGCUCCACACUCUCUUCAUGGUUUAUAUUAUAUGAUUCCCGUUUGUGUAGAUACAUACGUCUUGUCCGCAUAUUCCCAAUUUGGUGCCCUAUUGCUAAGGCGAACGGAC